GCCGUCACCUCGGUGUCCUGCUCACCACUACCUAUUCCUCUUCUCAGCUUGACAGACUCACUAAGCAAGCUGCUACCCAGGGGCAUAAGAUAUGCCACCAUGGCAUCUCGACUCAUCCGCUUUCCAUGGCCCAUGAAUGUUGGGACCGAUAUCUGCCAGGUAUCGCGAAUCCAAACCAUCUUGUCUUGCCCUACCGGCCGCGGUCGACACUUUGUUCGCAGGAUCCUGUGUGAAGAAGAGUUGAGGCGGCCUAGCUCCAAACUCAAAUCAUACUUGCGUGCUGUGCUACAGUUUGCAAAGGAGCAUGACGCGCUUAAGCAGCAGGGCAAGGAGACCGAGGGGUUCGGUCAUGGUCAUAAACGGCUAGAACAGAAGUGGAAGGGUCAUGGUGUGGAUUUGGGCGAGGUAGCUGCUUUUAUGGCUGGGAGGUUCGCAGCAAAAGAAGCAGCUAUCAAAGCCCAUCCGCAUCGUCACUUGACCUUUCACGACAUCAUCGUCGCCAAGGCAGCGGAACUGGACCAGAUUGAGAGAGAACUAGCCGCCUCCUCCUCCUCCUCCUCUUCUUCUUCUUCUUCUAAAACCUUCACCGGCUCAACAACCGGGCCCACCACCAAAGUAGAUCCCAAGAACAUCAUGCCCGAGGACCGCCUCUUUGACCAACAGCUCGACACCAACAACAACAACAACAACAACAACCACCACCACAACAAGCAUCACCACGUCUUUGAAGGUUCCGCCCGUGGCCCAACCACCCCCGUGGAUACCCAAGACAUCAUGCCUGAGGAUCAGGUCUUUGAUUAUCAGCUAGAAACCGACAAACCCACCAACGGGUCCGUUGACAGAGCUCUUCUUCGUCGUCGAAGUCGAAGCUUCACUGGUUCCCAAACGGGUCCUACUACGCCAGUCGACACCAAGGACAUCAUGCCCGAGGACAUGGUAUUUGAUUACCACCUGGAAACAGACAAGAGACCACCGUUUGAAGGGUCUACGACUGGUCCGACCACCCCUGUGGAUACAAAGGAUAUCAUGCCAGAGGAUCGAAUGUUUGAUUAUCACCUUGAGACAGACAAGCCUGAUAUAAUUACAGACUCAAGUGAUGGCACGCUGGUGGGGGGGAGGGGGAGGACGACAAUAGCAGCAGAAGCAUCUCCUGGUAGGGCGAGGUUGGGAAGUGGGCCGCCUGUGGCUAUUAUCAGGGGGGUGGUUAAGGGAGGAGGUGAUGCAGACCAUCAUCAGGUGGCGCUGCUUAGUAUUAGCCAUGAUGGCGAUUAUGCUACUGCUACUUGUGUGGGGUUUGAUGCGGGCAGUAUGGUGAAGGGAGGGUUGGGAUGGAUGGUUUCUCGGUGAGGGUGAGGUGAGUGACGACCGGACAGUCAGAAGAACUGUGCCUUUUCUGAUCAUUCCACCUCCCCCCCCCCCCCC
Messenger RNA from Neurospora crassa OR74A, 1422 nucleotides. RefSeq lists its product as hypothetical. The transcript has 2 exons. NCBI's taxonomy places the organism in Eukaryota, Fungi, Ascomycota, Sordariomycetes, Sordariales, Sordariaceae. The record is from RefSeq and is a predicted model, not a curated record. Gene Ontology annotation, molecular function: magnesium ion binding; holo-[acyl-carrier-protein] synthase activity. The coding region runs from base 100 to 1347 and encodes 415 amino acids.